Solea solea (common sole) is the source of this 1654-nucleotide messenger RNA. RefSeq names its product proline dehydrogenase 2 (gene prodh2). Gene Ontology annotation, molecular function: FAD binding; proline dehydrogenase activity. Gene Ontology annotation, cellular component: mitochondrion. The coding region runs from base 221 to 1612 and encodes 463 amino acids. The record is from RefSeq and is a predicted model, not a curated record. The transcript is spliced from 11 exons. Lineage: Eukaryota; Metazoa; Chordata; Actinopteri; Pleuronectiformes; Soleidae.
GAGAUGAUAACUUUGUUUUUUCAGCUCGGCCACUUGUCAACAGAAGCGUGGUCGGGAGGUUCUGACAUAAGGAGGAUCAUCACUUGUGUCGGGACUGUCAUUCAGACUCUGACGCUCUGGAUUAUUGAUUUUCAGUUGAACCCACAUGUUAGGGACUCACGUUGGGGAAGAACCUUAGAAGCACUUUAAAUCCUCCACUCUCCAUCUGCAACAACUAAAUAUGAUGAUGGCGUGCGUUGGUCUGCGGCCCUCGUUCCCUCAGCUUAUGCUGCUGAGGAUGACCGGCACUGCGGCCUCCAGGUCGGCCGCUGCCAGGCAGCCUGACCUUCUCCCAGCGACUCUGGACUUCACAGAUCCGAGCGCCUUCAAGGUGAAGAGCUGGACUGAGCUGCUCCGAGCUCUGGCCGUCUUCCGCUUCUGCUCCUUCCCUGUCCUGGUGAACAACAGUGACAAGCUGUUGUCUGUAGGGCGUGGCCUCGUGGGCAGCAGGGGCGUGUCCCUGCUCACUCGUCCCACUGUGUACGCUCAGUUUGUGGCUGGAGAGAACGAGGAGGAGAUUUCUGAGUCUCUGGAGAAGAUGAAGCUGCUGCGACUGAGGCCAAUGCUGGCUGUGCCCAUCGAGGAGGAUCUGGGAGAGAGCACUGGGGAGAAGAGGUAUGAAGACAACAUGGCCGCCAUGCUGGAGUGUGUGCGUAUGUCACACAGCAGCUCCUGGAGCACGGAGCCCAUGAUGCAGCUGAAGGUCACGGCUCUGAUCAGCGCCGACCUGUGUGUGAAGCUCACAGCCAUCAACGCACAGCAACCGUACGACCUGAGUCAGGUGGUGAGAGCUAUGGAUGGAGAGAUGAUCAGCUUCCCUGGUUUAAACGACAGUGAACUCGCUCACUUCCUUCGUGGUUUGCAGAGACUCAACAAAAUAGCCGAGGCUAGUGUAAACAAAGUCCGAGUCCUGGUGGAUGCAGAGUAUACCUACAUGAACCCCGCCCUCUCUCUUGUCACCAUGGCGAUGAUGAAGAAGUAUAACAAAGAGAGCGCCUGGAUUUGGAACACGUAUCAGUGUUACCUGAAGGAGUCCAGCAGCCUCCUGUUAGACGCUCUGCGUCUGUCUCAGGAGGAAGACUUCUGUCUGGGAGUGAAGCUGGUACGAGGAGCUUACAUGGACAAAGAGAGGGCACUCGCAGAGAAACAAGGACGACCUGACCCCGUCCAUCAGUGCUGGGAGGACACCAAUGACAGUUACAACACCUCUCUGGACGUCCUGCUCAAGGUCAUAUCCCAGCAGCCGCAGCGCCACAGGAUCAUCGUUGCCUCUCACAACGAGGAGUCAGUGAGACGAGCGGCCACAAGGAUGCAAGAGCUCGGGAUAGAAAGAGACGGAGGAUGCGUGUGUUUCGGUCAGCUGCUGGGCAUGUGUGAUCACGUCUCCCUCACACUCGCUAAGGAAGGUUAUGCCGUGUACAAGUCGGUGCCGUACGGCUCAGUGGAGGACACUCUGCCCUACUUGGUGCGUCGGGCUCAGGAGAAUCGCACCGUGCUGCAGGGAAUCCGGAAAGAGCGAGACCUUAUGAGACAGGAACUGAAGAGGAGAUUGAGACUGAAGAGACACACUUAAUGCUCGAUCAUAAUCCUGAUGAGGAUUAUAUGGAGAAGAUGA